AUGUAUUCCCACUUUUCGAAUCUAUCAUUUCUCUGUUCAUCUAUCAUUUAUCUCUAUCGUUUCUCUUCUCAUAUCUAUCUAUCUAUCUAUCUAUCUAUCUAUCUAUCUUCAUAUGUAAUAUCUCUUUGCUCUCUUUAUCUCUCUUUCACUAUACGAGAGGGUACUGGAAAAUUUAUGUGUCCGCCAUUCACCCCAAUAUCUGAUCAAAUGACUCCUUCUCUGAUAAUACUCUUUCUUUUGUCUUCCUCCUUCUCUUACUAUUCUGUCCUCUUUCUUUCGCCUCCUCUUCCUUCGAUUAUCUUCUUCCACCUCCUCUUUUAUGUUCCUAUUUAUCCUUGCCCAUCUACUCUUUUUUCCAUGCUUACUCUUCUCUUUAUUCCCCCCCCCCACUUUUCGUUUCCUCUUAACCUCUUUUCUCUUGUUCCUAUAUUGUCUCCCUUAUUCCGCUUCCUUUUCUUUCUAUUAUUUUUUUCAAUUAUGUCUUUCAUCUUUUUCCCAUAUUAG
Acanthosepion pharaonis is the source of this 504-nucleotide messenger RNA. The record is from the annotation of a GenBank genome assembly. Lineage: Eukaryota; Metazoa; Mollusca; Cephalopoda; Sepiida; Sepiidae.